AUGCUGCUCCAAUGGUGUAGCAAGUUUUACUCAAUCGAUUAUGGUAACGAUAAUUUAGCUUAUGGCGCACUUCGGAGCGAGGUAGAAGCGCGCGGGCGCGGCACGGAGCCAGCAAUACUUCACGAAUUGCACUCAACGCUGGCCUCCGCGACCGCGCCCGAUCACACGUGGGAGCACACACUCAGUCUCAUACUCAAGGGCCUCAUAUUCACGAUCAUCAUCCUGGGCGCGUUGUUCGGCAACGCUCUCGUCAUCAUCUCAGUCCACCGGCACAGAAAACUUCGAGUGCUCACCAAUUACUACGUCGUCAGUCUUGCCGUCGCGGAUAUGCUCGUGGCUCUCUGCGCGAUGACAUUCAACGCCAGUGCAGAAUUGACCGACGCCUGGCUCUUCGGGCCUCUAGUCUGUGAUAUAUUCAACUCUCUUGACGUCUAUUUCUCCAGCGCUUCCAUUCUCCAUCUGUGCUGCAUAUCCGUUGAUCGGUACUACGCUAUAGUCCGCCCCUUGGAAUACCCCGUCACAAUGACGCACCGAACAGUCUGUUUUAUGCUUGCAAACGUCUGGCUUUGGCCAGCGUUCAUCAGCUUUGUCCCAAUCUUCAUGGGAUGGUACACAACUGAACAACAUAGGCAGUACAGAAGAGCAAACCCUGAUGUAUGCAUAUUCAAAGUGAACAUGGUAUACGCGAUCGUAUCAUCGAGCGUUUCAUUCUGGAUACCAAGUUUAGUCAUGAUAUCGAUGUACUGCCGGAUAUUUCGAGAAGCGAUUAGACAAAGAGAAGCUUUAACACGAACGUCAUCGAAUAUUUUGUUAAAUUCUGUCCAUAUCAAGCACACGUCCCACUCGGCUCACCAUUCGCACUACCUCCAUCCUGACAGAAGACCUUCGGAUAUCAGCCCCAACUACAGCACAUUCACUGAAUGUCCGGAAGAAACUGAAUUUGGAGGAGAAGUUGUGAUGUCUUUAGGUGAUAUCUGUCCAAGUAAAGAAGCAAGUCCGAGGAAGUCUGUGAACGUGAGUUGUGACACUGCCAGUUCUGGGUACUGUUCCGGUGGAUCGAACAAGAGAUCUUCCUGUGGCCAGCCACCACCAGGCUGGCGGCCGAGUUGCUCUUCUGUCAUGGCAAAUAAGGAACUAGCCAAAGCGGCUACAGAGCUCAAUUCACAAGGUGCGACGCUGCGAGCCGCGGGGAAGUCUUGGCGCGCGGAGCAUAAGGCUGCGCGGACACUGGGCAUCAUCGUCGGCGCGUUUCUGCUUUGCUGGCUGCCAUUUUUUCUUUGGUACGUCACAACAAACGUGUGCGGCGAGCCGUGCGAAACCCCAUCCGUGGUCGUCGGCGUUCUAUUCUGGAUCGGUUACUUCAACUCCGCGUUAAACCCGCUCAUUUACGCGUAUUUCAAUCGCGACUUCCGAGACGCGUUCAAAAACACGCUCAUGUGCGCUCUGCCUUGCUGCUUCAGUUGCUGGAAGGACACAGGGACGGCCCAAUUCGUGUAGUGAAAACGACGCGACUAAAAAUCGCAAGUCGCAAAAGGACAGUGUGUUGUAGUCUUAAAGUAAUUUAGAGA
Pectinophora gossypiella (pink bollworm) is the source of this 1568-nucleotide messenger RNA. RefSeq names its product octopamine receptor beta-3R-like. Gene Ontology annotation, molecular function: octopamine receptor activity. Gene Ontology annotation, cellular component: membrane. The record is from RefSeq and is a predicted model, not a curated record. The transcript is spliced from 5 exons. Lineage: Eukaryota; Metazoa; Arthropoda; Insecta; Lepidoptera; Gelechiidae. The coding region runs from base 1 to 1497 and encodes 498 amino acids. Gene Ontology annotation, biological process: adenylate cyclase-activating adrenergic receptor signaling pathway.